Molecule: messenger RNA, 1259 nt
Organism: Rhipicephalus sanguineus (brown dog tick)
Lineage: Eukaryota; Metazoa; Arthropoda; Arachnida; Ixodida; Ixodidae
Exons: 1
Coding region: 33-1259 (408 amino acids)
Molecular function (GO): zinc ion binding; nucleic acid binding
Source: RefSeq, a predicted model, not a curated record
GAAGAAGCCGUAUCGAACGGCUGUGCUCGGAAAUGCUCUCUGCUGGGAACAGCGUAUCGGCCACAGGCCGAGGAUCAUCAACCCCGUUUCUUGACGAAGAUUCAAGCUACAAAGUCGUCCUGCCUCGUCUACCAACCGGUAACGACGUUUUGAAUUCUGUUUUCCUUCAUGCCGACUUGAGUGGUAGACCGUAUCGUGCCCCAGACUUCCGUGACGCGCUGCUCGAAGUGGUGACCACUGCAGACAUCAUAGGUGUGGGACAAUAUCAAAUGAGCCACGUAUGGAUGGUUACGUGUGCAAGCAGCGCGGCGAAACAGAAACUUGUCAACCGUGGUGAGCUCCGUGUAAAAGGGCGGAAGUGCAUGGUGAUAGACCGGGAGACCAAGAACAUUAAGCUAAAGAUUCUAUGGCUUCCACCUCAUCUUGAAUCACGGCGUGUGGAAGAGGCGUUCCAAGCUUACGGUGUGGUGAAGUCCGUUGACAGAGAGGCAUGGAGGUGUGCUGGUAUGGAGCACUGGAUGACAACAAAUAGGGAUGUUGCCUUGGAGCUCAAGGACACCAUCACUGUGAGCUCAAUACCGCAUAUUAUGUCUAUCUACGGUCACCAGUGCCUAGUACUUAUUCCCGGUAGGCCUCCGCUGUGUCUUCGUUGCAAGCGAGUGGGGCAUGUCCGCCGACAAUGCAAAACACCGAGGUGCAUGCAGUGCCAUCGAUUCGGUCAUUCGUCGGAUGCCUGCGUGUCGACUUACGCCAGCAAGCUUCGUUCUGGCCAAUCUAGCGCAGAAGAGCCGCAUCUGGACCAUCUCAUGGAUGCUACGGAGGUAGUUGAUGCGACAGGAGAAGCAACGGGAGAAGCAGUAGGUGACAUAAAGGAAGAUCAACACUUGUCCAUGGAAGCUAUGCCCAGCAGCCAUAAUAACACUGCUAAAGACAUCAGCGAAGACAUCAGCGAUGAGAUUACUGCAGGGGAACACUCCCUGGAAGAACUUAAAGAAAAGCCUCCUGAUGACGAGGGAGAAGAAGAGGCAAUGGAUAGCAGCCAGACCAGGAAACGUCCGGCACCGCUCAGCGACGAAGCAACAACAAGUGCGUCAGACGCAACAGAGCAAAUGUCCUCUUGUGGCCCACGUGUCGUCUCGUUUGGGGACCGAGGGUCGCGCCGCCUAUGCCAGCGUCCUCAAGAAAGUGCUGCUAAAAAGUGCAAAGGAGGUAAAGCCACAGGUUGCCCUGUGGCUAAAGGCGACCAACAAAAGCUUUAA